Talaromyces proteolyticus is the source of this 957-nucleotide messenger RNA. RefSeq lists its product as uncharacterized. NCBI's taxonomy places the organism in Eukaryota, Fungi, Ascomycota, Eurotiomycetes, Eurotiales, Trichocomaceae. The coding region runs from base 1 to 957 and encodes 318 amino acids. The record is from RefSeq and is a predicted model, not a curated record. The transcript is spliced from 2 exons.
AUGGAGGCACACGAAGUCUUGUCCUGCGUCGAACUUGUCAUUUACAUUCUGCUAUUCCCUCUGGUCUCUUUUCUCGCUGUCUAUUAUCUUUGUCUCACUAGAAGGGAGAAACAAACAGCCUGGCUGUUUCUAAAUGCAUUUACUGUUGCCAAAAUUGCUGGACCAGCCAUUGCUAUUUAUCUCGACAGCAGCAAUACGAACAGUACGGGUGGUAGCGUGAAAUUGCAGAUUGCAUCACAGAUCCUCAACCAAAUUGCCCUUGGGCCCUUGCUCUCAGCGACACUUUCUUUUGUCAACACAUCAGUAUCACGACGACUACCACUAUCACCAAGAAACCAGGAUAUUGCUGUUGAAAGUAACCAGACCCAACGAAACUACUACUCUUACCUUCCCUUGCAAUCCCGGAAUCAAAAUGGCGAGGGCGAAGGAAAAUUCAUCCCUAUAGUUUUGCGCCUGAUCCACCCCAUCAUUGUGUGUGGUCUUGUUCUGGGUAUAUACGGCGGUGUCAAGAGAUCGCCGGAUAGCUCGACCGGGGAAACCAACGCGGACGACUAUAAAAGCGGUGUCACCUUUUCCAAAGUCUCAUCGGUGCUAUUCCUAGUGGCUAUAGCGACUCUCUAUGGUACUGUUUUAUUGAAGCAGUGUCAUCAAACGAGAAGCAAAAGAGCUCACGGCGGAUUUGAAACAGGGUCGUUUGUUCCAGAAUCCAUGAUGCUGGUCCUCAUUUUGCCUUUGCUGUUCGUCAGGGUUAUAUACUCGCUUCUAUACAGCUUUAACCUCAAUAUGGUUGAAACACUAUCAACGCAGUCUGUAAAAACGGUUCCUAGUAAAUAUGACCCCGCAAACGGGAGCUGGGUGAUUUAUCUCCUUCUGGGGCUUGUUCCACAGGUGACCGUUGUUACUUCUUAUACUAUUUACGGAACUUUGAGUUGGAUUAAGGAUCGCUCUGGUGCCUAG